Messenger RNA from Astyanax mexicanus (Mexican tetra), 3087 nucleotides. It is a transcript of the gene vsir, whose product is annotated as V-set immunoregulatory receptor. Lineage: Eukaryota; Metazoa; Chordata; Actinopteri; Characiformes; Acestrorhamphidae. The record is from RefSeq and is a predicted model, not a curated record. The transcript is spliced from 7 exons. Gene Ontology annotation, cellular component: plasma membrane. The coding region runs from base 226 to 1077 and encodes 283 amino acids. Gene Ontology annotation, biological process: positive regulation of regulatory T cell differentiation; negative regulation of CD4-positive, alpha-beta T cell proliferation; regulation of immune response.
GGUGUGUCUGUUCUGUCAGUUCAGAGCUGCUCCUCACACACACACACACACACACUUCACAUACACGCUCUCUUCACACACACUCUUACAUUUACACAGUGCGCUAAAACACACUGAGAGACUGAACUCAGAACAGGAGCUGCGGAGCUGAACUCAGGAUACCCGAACCCCCGCAGAUACAGAGACCCGGACCCGGACCUGCAGCGGCUCUCCCCGGACAGGCUGAUGGGUUUCCCCGCGGUGCUGCUGCUGCUGCUCGGGCUGAUCGCGGCUGCUGAAGCGAGCGGUGAUCACCACGACCACACGCUCCAUGUCUCCGCCCCCCACGCAUCGUACAGCUGCCCCGAGGGGGCUAACGUCACGCUGCUGUGCACCGAUUCUGGAGCUUUGGCCCAACCCAAAGAUCGCGUGCAGCACUUCUGGCUCUACACGCCGCAUGGUGACCAGAGGUGCCACGACCACUCGCACCCGCGCGGACUCAAGAACCCGCAUGGGAACCGCUCGGUGGGCGUGGUCUAUGGAACGCAGGAGAAGACGUUCUUCGUGACGCUGCUGGAUCUAAAGCAGGAGGACCAGGGCCGGUACUGCUGCAUCAGUCUGGAACUGCAGCCCAAGGAGCAUCACAAAGCCAGCCUGCAGCAGACUGCACACAACCACGUCCUGCUGACCAUCACCCCGCGUCGAAAUGAUACAAGGUGCUCAAUGUUCGUGCCUCCUUCACAAAACUCGAUGUUUGCGGUCCUGGUGACGGUAGGGUUUAUUCUGCUGGUUCUGUGUCUGCCUCUGAUUCUGGUUCUGUUGUACCGUCAGCGGCGAGGAUCACACGGGAGCCGGCGUGCGCAUGAACUGGUCCGCAUGGACAGCGAGGCUCAGGGACAUGAGAACCCUGUGUUCAUGGCCGGUACUCCUCAGCCCAAACCUCGGACCCUGUCUCAGAUCCUGACCCGCCAGUCAUCUGAAACGGGGCGUCACCUGCUGUCAGACCCUGGAACCCCCCAAACCCCGAACCCACACGGUGAUGUGUUCUUCCCUGCACAAGAUCCGAUCCCAGAAUCCCCCGACUUCCUGCAGGUGUAGAAUGAAGAAGUCUGUUGGUUGUGUCUCAGCAGUGUGGACCCUCCCCACGCUUUAUCUUUUCUUCUACGCCCACUCUAUCCCUCUCUCUUUCCUUAACCUUUACUCUGUGACUGGUGGAGACACAGGUCCCCCACCUGCAACAACAUCCUGAAGACUCACCUGCUUUAUGCUGGAGGGGAACUGCGGCCGCUGUCUGACGGCACAGACAGACCAGAAUGUUCUAUAAUGGAGGGGUGGAUUUAGGGAAAGAAGGUUUCAAUCAGAGGUCAGACUGUUCUCUUUAAAAGAGAGAGAAGCAGAUUCUCAUUUCCUUCCAGCUCUCUGCUCAAUCUCUGAAACCGCUGGAUGUGUAGAGCAGAGUUUAGGGUUGGAGAAAAUUUUUUAUCCCUAUAUUUUCUCCCCAAUUUACACGGCCAAUAACUGAAUAAGCCACUUAUUAGGACUCCUCCCCAUCACUCGUAACACCCCCCCCAAACACCGGGAAGGUUAAAAAAAAGACUAAGCCACGCCUCCUCUGACACAUGUGAAGUCAGACUCCGCCUCUUUUUGAACUGCUGCUGAUGAUGCUUUAGCAUUGCCGAGUAGCAUCACAGCGCUAACGCUUGGAGGAAAACGCCUACAGCGACUCAACUCGGUUCCGAUACAUCAGAUCAUCGAUAGCCGAUUGAAAGCUGCAUAACCAGGAUUCAAACCCGCGAUCUCCUGAUCAUAGCGCUCGCUGGACCACUCGGAGCCCCAGGAGAGGUUUUUCUGAUCUUUUUCUGAUUUAGAUGUUUAGUGUGUUUAGGAGGCUCUGCUAGUGUACCAUGACUGUAUCUACUUAUCGAACUCGAAAUAUAUCAAAAAUAUCGAAAAACUAAAAAUGAUACAUACAGACAUUACACAGAAGUACACAGAUAUACCAAAAGUCAUGGAACAGGCUCAGGAACCUCACGCCCCGCCCCUCUCACACCUCACACCCCGCCCCUCUCACACCUCACACCCCGCCCCUCUCACACCUCACGCCCCGCACUCUCACACCUCACGUCCCGCCCUCUCACACCUCACGCCCCGCCCCUCUCACACCUCACGCCCCGCCCCUCUCACACCUCACGCCCCGCCCUCUCAUACCUCACGCCCCGCCCUCUCACACCUCACGCCCCACCCCUCUCACGCCCCAAACUCAGAGCUUCAGUAAUAAUAAAGAAAUAAUAAGAAAUGCUUCAGCAGACAGACAGUUUUAGGUGCUUCAGUGUUCAGUAGCACGGGCAGGUGAUGCUCGGUCACUCUGUCGUUUUAAUGCAGUUUUACCUCCAGUUGCAGAUAACUUGCACAUGACCUGCAAAGAUCCACCACUUUUAGAUUUAAGAUACUCGAAAUAUAUAUAUAAAUAUGAUUUUGUAAAUGUUUUAUACUGUAUUUGUACAAAGGCAAGAUGCGUUUCAUUUUUUCAAUGGAUGUAUGUGUUUGGUUGUGUGUGAAUGAGUGUGUGUGUGUGAGUGUGUGAGAGAGAGACAGCUGCAGCUGUUAUUGAAGAGAGUCUUCACUGGGCAGAUUGAUGUUUAGAAGCUUGUAUUUGUGGAUGUGUGAAUAACUGGAUGCUCUGAUGGAUAAAUGUUUUGUAAGAUGAGGGUUUUGAGUUUUUUUGCUGGUAACUGAUUUGCUGGUUACUGAAGCACACACUCAUCAUUAUUUUUCACUGCCAUAUUUUAUAUCAUUGUUCAUAAUUCAUGUUUUUCUUAUAUAAUCAGAAGAGUCUGUAUGAUAAAAAAACAAGCCAUGAAUAUCGGUGCUAAACUGCUAUUUAUACCUAAAACUGAUCUAUUCAGAUGCUGUUAAUGCUGCCAACCAAUAUAUCAGUCGGGCCCUACUGUGUGUGUGUGUGUGUGUGUGUGUGUGUGUGUGUGUGUGUGUGUGUGUGUGUAUUUGUGUGCAAUUCCUUACCAGAUUUUGUGUAAACAAAUGCUGUAAAAAUAUAUACAAAUAUCUUUUUGUCGUUUAUUUUGUACAAUAAAAUUCUUAUCAAAGGAC